AUGUCGGCCGAAGCAGAUGUCAAGCUCGAGGACUUCUCGUCCAUCUUCUCCCUGAACCAAAAGGUGGCUGUCGUGACUGGCGGAUCUCGAGGUCUUGGUCUCCACGCUGCAUCGGGUCUCCUCCAAGCCGGAUGCUCCAAGGUCUUCAUCUCAUCCCGCAAGGCCAAGGCUUGUGAGGAAGCAUGCGAUGCCCUCAACAAGCUGCCUGGCAUCAAGGGCAAGGCCAUCUCCGUUCCCGCCGACAUCUCAAAGGUCUCCGAGGUUGAGCGUCUAGCAGCAGAAGUUGGAAAGCACACGGAUCAUGUGGAUAUCUUGUUUGCCAAUGCAGGCGCAACCUGGGGUGCUCCGUUCGACAAGCAUCCGGCCGAGGCCUUUGCCAAGGUCAUGGACCUCAACGUCAACAGUGUCUUCUACUGCAUUCAGAAGUUCGCCCCGCUGCUCGAGAAGAAUGCUUCAUUGAAAGACCCCUCUCGUGUGCUCGUCACAGCGUCUGUUGCCGGCAUAGGGAUUGGUUCGUUGGGGGACAAUGCAACCCCAGGAUACAGUGCCUCCAAGGCCGCAGCUCUUCAUCUUACUCGCAACCUGGCUGUCGAGCUAGGUCCCCGAGGCAUCCUCUGCAACAGCAUUGCGCCUGGCUUCUUCCCAACAAAAAUGGCCAAUGGCUUGAUGGCUCUGACUGGUGGUACACAGGCUCUGGCCGAUGCGAACCCCAACAAGAGAUUAGGUAAACCUGAAGACAUUGCUGGUACCGUUGUAUAUCUCUGUUCAAGGGCAGCCAGUCAUCUGAAUGGCGCCCACAUCGUCAUUGACGGUGGUAGUAUACUCGGCCGCUCCAAGCUGUGA
Molecule: messenger RNA, 843 nt
Organism: Aureobasidium namibiae CBS 147.97
Lineage: Eukaryota; Fungi; Ascomycota; Dothideomycetes; Dothideales; Saccotheciaceae
Product: gluconate 5-dehydrogenase
Exons: 3
Coding region: 1-843 (280 amino acids)
Molecular function (GO): oxidoreductase activity
Source: RefSeq, a predicted model, not a curated record